This is a messenger RNA of Chelonia mydas (Green sea turtle), 2587 nucleotides long. Its product is annotated as sigma non-opioid intracellular receptor 1. Gene Ontology annotation, cellular component: endoplasmic reticulum. The record is from RefSeq and is a predicted model, not a curated record. The transcript has 4 exons. The coding region runs from base 46 to 714 and encodes 222 amino acids. NCBI's taxonomy places the organism in Eukaryota, Metazoa, Chordata, Testudines, Cheloniidae.
AGGCUCGGCGCGCGCCGCGGCGGUUUGCGGCGAGGGGCGCGCGGGAUGCGGGCGCUGGGGUCGCGGGCGCUGCGGGCCGGGCUGGCGCUGCUGGGCCUGGCGCUGCUGGCCCAGGGGCUGCGGAGCUGGGUCGCCUCCCGCCCCUUCGAGUUCCGGCCCGAGGAGAUCGCGGCGCUCGGCCGGCACCACGCGGGGUUGGACCAUGAGCAGGCCUUCUCCAAGAUCAUUGUGGAGCUGCGGAAGAAGCACCCAGGCCACAUCCUGCCGGAUGAGGACCUGCAGUGGGUGUUUGUCAACGCGGGCGGGUGGAUGGGCUCCAUGUGCCUGCUCCAUGCCUCGCUCACUGAGUAUGUGCUGCUCUUUGGGACGGCCAUCGACACCGGGGGGCACUCGGGUCGGUACUGGGCUGACAUUUACUACGCCAUCGUCUUAGGGACCUUCAGGCAGUGGAAGGAGGGGACGACCAGAAGUGAAAUCUAUUACCCAGGGGACACCAUAGCGCAGAAAUCUGGAGAGGUCACGGCUGUCCAGUGGAGUGCUGGCACCUGGAUGGUGGAGUAUGGCCGAGGCUUCAUCCCCCCCUCACUCAUAUUUGUGUUGAGCGACACCGUCUUCAGCACUCAGGACGUCGUCACCCUGUUCUCCACCCUCCGGAUUUGUGCCAAAGCCUUCCUUCUGGAAGCCAGUGCCUACUUCAGCCAGCUGGCCCAGUGAGGCUACCCUCCCCAAGCACCAACACAACCUCAAAGGAAGGGGUUCCCCUUUCCCAUCCCCCACCACUUCCUGCAGAUUGUACCAGAAAGGCAAUGGGCAGGAGCACUUCUGCCCCCGUGUGCAGGUGUGCCAGGUAGGCUGAACGUUCACUGUCUUGUCCGCCUGCCGCAGCGGGCGCUCAGCUGGGGGAGAAACAGGCAAUAACAGAUAAUGGAUAUACCUAGAUCACUAUUUUUUUAAUAUCCAAAUGUUCCUUUAUAUUUCUGUAACUAGACUGCAGCAACUGAGCUGCUGCCCACGUCUGUGUGUCCGUCCCCUCUGUCUGCAGCAGGCAACCCUAGCCUGCGUGUGCGUGAGAGACACCCGGGGCUCUGCAGCCAGCCACUCUCUGUUGCCUUUUGUUGCUGUCUCUCGUGCUCUCUGAAAGCCAGACACCUAUGAAAAACCAAUCGGGGGGAGGGGGAUGUGUGAUAUGGAUCAUUGUGUACAUACACACUCUGCACGUGAUAGAAACCAUUCCCAGCAGGUGUAUACCUAGCAUAGGGCCAGCUGCUGAGCUCACUCAUCCCCAGAUGAACCUGGAGUAACUGCAGUGGAGUAAAUGGGGUUCAGCUAGUUACUGAAGACUGUAGCAGGAAAGCCGCUGUUCCAAAUCUGUGGGCUGCUUUCCCCAUAGGGCCUUUCAGCUAGUUACUGAAGACUGUGGGCAGGAAAGCCGCUGUUCCAAAUCUGUGGGCUGCUUUCCCUAUAGGGCCUUACAGCUGUUACUUCUGGAGAAAUUCCGCACCACUGCGCAUGCACAGAAAUAUUGUCCUUCCGCAGCUUCUCUUUGCUUGGCUGCAGAACAAUGGUUUCUGUGGGGAAGCAAAGAGAAGCUGCACCAGUGCUCACUCACCCCUCCCCAGCAGGUGGGCGCAUGUGUUCAGGCACUCAAAGCAGCUGGGGGAGAGGUAAGUCACCACAGGGGGAGGGCAAGGGGGAGUCUGGGGAUGCCCUGGCCACCCAGGGACAUUAGUCCUGGCUGGGGGGCAGGGGAGGGAGGAGGAAAAAUCAAACCAAAAGCAGCCUUUUAAGCUUUUUUUCCCUGCAGUGUGCUCAUGGACAGAGAAGAGGAUCGCACGACCAAGAGUCAAUCAUGCUCUCCAUCAGAAAAUUAAAAAAAAAAAAAAAAAAAAAGAGGGAGCCCCACCCCCAGGAAAGCCACAAAACAAGCAGCAAGCAAAAUAGACACAAUAGCCUAACAGAACAAUUACACGAAGAAAGAAGCCAAAAUCUGCUUACUGUGAACGGGCUUGGCAACGGGAGGUGAGGCUUAGGGGAGGGGGUCCAGCUUUGUGGGAGUUGGGCAGAUGGGAAGCAGCUGCCUAUACAGUGACUCUCCCCCCACUUACUGGCCCUAUCGCUUCUCAGUCACAGGGAGAGGGGUCAUUAUAGGGGGAGCUCCUCUCUCUGUCUGCCUAACCCCCCUUGUAUCUGGAGCCCCUGCUAAGCCUCACCCACCCUGCACCUGGAAACCCCCGUGCAUCAGGAGCUCACCCACACCCCCAGAGCCUCACCCCCUGCAUCAGGACUCCGCACAGCUAGACCCCCCACCCCACUGAUCUCAACCAGGUGCGUCCUGACCCACACACUACCAUGCCCCUAGCACCCAGAUUCCUCCCCCCCCCCCCCACUGAGCCCUAACCACCUUCACCUGGACUCCCCUGGAGAGUGCUAUUCGCCCUGCACCAAGAACCCCUCCCCAAUGACUUGCUGUGGAUCCAGAUCCUCCCCCUCCUUCCCCCCACCAAGCUACCCGCACUGAGACUGCACCACACAGAACCUGGUGCUCUUGAGGGAAUUCUGCACCAAAAAAGUAAAAAAAAAAAUUAAA